Messenger RNA from Mytilus trossulus (common blue mussel), 456 nucleotides. RefSeq lists its product as uncharacterized. The transcript has 2 exons. The record is from RefSeq and is a predicted model, not a curated record. The coding region runs from base 1 to 456 and encodes 151 amino acids. NCBI's taxonomy places the organism in Eukaryota, Metazoa, Mollusca, Bivalvia, Mytilida, Mytilidae.
AUGUAUAGGAGUAAAAGUGGAUCCAAAUAUGUUGAAAAAGUGUCACCACCAAAAGCAUUGGCUAUUUUUGAUACUAGCAAAUCUAAAUUUGGCCUAUUUGAACAAACUAGUUCUAAUGAAGUUAAUGACAAUGGUCACACGUAUUGUGUCACAGCUGCUGUCACCACAACAUACGCAGAUGUUCGUGAAGCUGCCCGACAAAUAAUGCAGGGCCCAGUAUCAGCAUGCACUUACAACACAUUAGUAUAUCGGUUUACAGACAAAGACGGACAUACACACGACGGGUACGAUGAUGACAGAGACUACGGAAUCGGAUCAAGGAUACUUGACUAUUUAAAGGACAUAUAUGCACCUAACAUAAGUAUUAAUUCCUCACAUAGACUGCCAUCUGGUACAGCAAAGCAAUAUUAUCUUGGAGGGAGUAAAGUCGGUUCUCCGCAAAAUGUAGAAAAUUAA